This is a messenger RNA of Saimiri boliviensis boliviensis (Bolivian squirrel monkey), 618 nucleotides long. Its product is annotated as PRELI domain-containing protein 1, mitochondrial-like. NCBI's taxonomy places the organism in Eukaryota, Metazoa, Chordata, Mammalia, Primates, Cebidae. Gene Ontology annotation, cellular component: mitochondrial intermembrane space. The record is from RefSeq and is a predicted model, not a curated record.
AUGGUGAAGUGUUUCCUGGGCCAGAGCGUGCUCCGGAGUUCCUGGGGCCAAGUGUUCGCCGCCUUCUGGCAGCGGUACCCGAACCCCUACAGCAAACAUGUCUUGACGGAAGACACAGUACACCGGGAGGUGACCCCUGACCAGAAGCUGCGGUCCCGGCGACCCCCGACCACGACCAACAGGGUGCCCCGCUGGGCCGAGCGACUGUCUCCUGCCAGUGCUGCUCGCUCGGGGUACAUCCUGGAGGACUCUGCUGUGGACCCACAGAAUGAGACCAUGACCACCUUCACCUGGGACAUCAACCACGCCCGGCUGAUGGUGGUGGACGAACCACGUGUUUGCUGUGUGAACUCUGACAGCAGUGGCUGGACCCAAAUCCGCGGUGAAGCCUGGGUCUCCUCUAGCUUAUUUGGUGUCUCCAGAGCUGUCCAGGAAUUUGGUCUUGCCCGGUUCAAAGGCAACGUGACCAAGACUAUGAAGGGUUUUGAAUGUAUCUUGGCGAAGCUGCAAGCCAAGGAAGCCAAGGAGAAGGCAAAGGAGAAGACACUGGCAGCUACAGAGAAGGUCAAGGAUCUCGCCAGCAAGGCGGCCACCAAGCAGCUGCAGCAGUUUGUGUAG